UUUUCUACACGCACAAACCAUGAUUUGCAAAAACCAUUAUAACGAUGUGCGUCUCUUAGCCGUUUGACGUUUUUCAUUGGCUCUUCGUUUAUACUGACUAGUGACGCUUGAUUACAUUGUUCACUGCCCGCCAAUUUGCGCGUCUGUUCACUGUUUACUGUUGUAGGCACGCACCUCGGCUCAUUAUAGUGGCGUCUCUACUCUCUCUUAGUUGUUUCAUUUACUGUUCGGAUCAAGUUGAAAUUUGUCUUGAAUUAAAAGUGAAUGAAGUGCGUCCUAUAACCGUCUGUUACUAGUUCAUCGUAAAUAAUAAAUUUAGCUAACUGCAUUAACCGCUGAAGUUCGCCGCGUCUAGUCUCCGAGUGCCGACGUUUGCACUUUUUGGUUUCUCUGGUCCAUGAUUGUUUGAAGAACCAUUAAUCAUGAGUCAAAUGCACCUACAUAGUGAAAACUUCGAUUUGUGCAGAGUUUGCCUGUUGGAACCCGAGUCCGACCGAAGUAUGAGAUUCGUUCACAUUUUUACGGCUGUCAACGGAGAUUUUAUAUUGAAGAAACAAUUGGAAGAAUUAUUAGGAAUUAAAGUUGAAGCAAAUGAUGUAAAACCCAAAAUGGUUUGCGAUAACUGCUUUAAAUCAUUAUUUAGUUGGUAUGAGAUGAAAAAGAAAGCAGCGGAAUCCGAAAUUGUCAUCAAUUACAUCGCUUUAAAAAAAUUUGGUGCUACUAACCCUGGAACAUCUAUGGAAUUAAACUCGACACAGGAUUUGAGUGUUAACAAACAAACAGUUAUUUACAAGAAUUUAAAUGACCCUUGUAGUAGUGGUAGUAGUAGUAGUUUCUCUAAACAGGAUACUUCUAGUUGUUCAAUGACUACUAAUAAUUUAAAAUCGGAAUAUGAUGCUAAUGAAUCUGAUGAUGACUCUGUUCAAAUAAUAAAUUUUAACGAAAUUAUUGAUCUAGCUGGAGACAGUGAAGACAAUGAAGACAAUAAAAAUAAUGAAGACAGUGAAGACAGUGAAGACAGUGAAGACACUAGUGAAGACAGUGAAGACGGUGAUAACAAUGAAUACCCUGAACCUGAAGAUAUGCAAGAUUUUUUAAAUGAAUUAAAUGCAAAUGCAUCAGACGAUGAUGAAUCUGUUAAUAAUGAUGUUAAAAAUGAAUUCAUAUAUACAUCAAACAAUGAAGAAUCUGCUGAUAAUUCAUUUUGCUCGGAAGCAAGAGCUGUGCCUUCAACAUCUGGAUAUCGAUCUGUGUGCAAAAAUAAUGAAAAUGAAAAAUUAUACUACUGUUCCAUCUGUCAAAAGAAGAAUUAUCUCAAUCAUGAUUGUUCUCAAAACAAUAAAAAUUUUUUUACUUGCUUGGUACCUAAUUGUCACAUUUUAUCAAGAUCAAAAGAAGAUUUUAUACCACAUUAUCAAUUGCAUAUUGGUAUGCCUUCUUCAGCAGUUAUGUGCAACCGUUGUUAUCAAGAAAUAAAAAGUUCUGACCAUGUUGUCAAUGGUUAUCACAGACACUGUAGUACUGUUAAUACAUUUAAAUGUUAUUCAUGCAAUACAGUAUUCAGUUGCAUGGAAGAAUUCGCCUAUCAUAAAUUGAAAAAACAUAAUGGCCUACUGAUGGAUUCUAAUAACAAUUAUUUAUGCUUAUAUUGUGAAGAAUCUUCUCCUGAGCUUCCAGAUAUCCUUGAACAUAUUAAGCAAUGUCUUGAAAGUCAGGCACAAACUGGAACUACAAUUCGUAUGAAACUAAAAAUACCUACUAAAGCUAAAACAGAAUUAAUACCAGUUGCAAGAAAAACUUUGAACAAAAAGAAGGUUCAACGUAAAAAAAAAAAUAAAACAAACAAUAAACGUACAUCAGGAAUGACACUUUUUAGUUGUUUAAAACCUUCUUGUGAUUUUGUCUUCCAAACCUUUACAAUAUUUAAACAUCACUAUCGUGAACAUUUUGGACUUGGAAAUAAAUUGAUAUGUUGGCAAUGUUGUAAUGCCUUUAAUGAUUUUAAUGGUCUUAGAGCUCAUCAAGUAAGAGAUGUCUGUUGUAAAUCUGGCAUGUUCGAAUGCCCUAAAUGCCCUGAAAAAUUUGAUGAUAUUCAAUCUUUAAGUAUACAUAAGUAUAUAUGUCAUGAUUGCACUUUAAUAGCCGCUAAAAAAAGUAAUAAAACUAUUUCGUGUGAGUAUUGUAAAUUGGAAAUGCAUAUUUUCAAUUUUAAAUCUCAUAUGACCGCAUGUAAAGAGAAGAAUAACAUCAAAAAUACUGAUCCUCUGAAAAAGCAUAAAGGCUGCUAUCAAUGUAAGUUUUGUGUAAAAGUGUUUCAUUCAAGAGUAUCUGUGUCAAAUCAUAUGAGAAGUCAUAAAUCAUCAUUAAAUAAAACAACUUAAAUUUGUCCAACAUUCAAGAAACGGAUUGUCAGUAAUAGAACAUUACUUAAUAUAGACUAUACUAUUAAACUAGGAUUAAAUUAUUAGUUCUAUUUUAUGUUUUGUUUUAUAUUUAUAUACAUUGCUCUCAUUUUUUCCUUUACAAUGUAUAUUUGAAUAUUUUUUUAAUUAGAUAUAACAUUUAUUUUAAUUAUGGAAAAUAAUUUGUUCCAUAAAAUUUUGAAGUUUUUGAUUAGUUUAAUAGGCAGACUAACAACUAAAUUGACACAAGAACAAAAUAAAUAUAUCAAAAAAACUGCUUAUAUUAGAAAGUAUAAAGGCACUUAUAAAUGUAAGUUAUGUAAUAAAGUGUUUCAUUCAAUAAUAUCCUUAUCAAACCAUAAAAGGUGUCACAAACAACCGUCUCAACAAAUACAAUAUUGAAAAAAGAAUAUGUAAAUUGUCUUUAAAUGAAAAACAUAUUGGAUUCGUCCAAAAUUCAAGAAACAAGUUAUCAGUAACAGGAUACAACUUUAUUUAGACUACUAUUAAACUAGAAUUAAAUUAUUAGUUUUAUUUUAUAUUUUUUUGUAUGUUUUUAUACAUUACUCUCAUUUUUUUCUUUAGAAUGUAUUUUUGACUAUUUUUUUAAUUAGAUAUAACAUUUAUUUUAAUCAUGGAAAAUAAUUUGUUCCAUAUAAUUUUGAAGUUUUUGAUUAGUUUAAUAGGCAGGCUAGCAACUAAAUUGACAUGAGAACAAAAGAAGAAUAUCAAAAAAAUACUUAUAUUAGAAAGUAUAAAGGCACUUAUAAAUGUAAGUUUUGUAAUAAAGUGUUUCAUUCAAUAAUAUCCUUAUCAAACUAUAAGAGGUAUCACAAACCACCGUCUCAACAAAUACAACAUUGAAAAAAAGAAUAAUUUAAUUGUCUUUAAAUGAAAAACAUAUAUAUUGGAUUCGACCAACAUUCAAGAAACAAGUUAUCAGUUGCAGGAUACAACAUUAUAUAGACUACUAUUAAACUAGGAUUAAAUUAUUAGUUUUA
Messenger RNA from Rhopalosiphum maidis (corn leaf aphid), 3403 nucleotides. Its product is annotated as zinc finger protein 84-like. The transcript has 3 exons. The coding region runs from base 423 to 2381 and encodes 652 amino acids. Gene Ontology annotation, molecular function: DNA-binding transcription factor activity, RNA polymerase II-specific; RNA polymerase II transcription regulatory region sequence-specific DNA binding; zinc ion binding. Gene Ontology annotation, biological process: regulation of transcription by RNA polymerase II. The record is from RefSeq and is a predicted model, not a curated record. Gene Ontology annotation, cellular component: nucleus. NCBI's taxonomy places the organism in Eukaryota, Metazoa, Arthropoda, Insecta, Hemiptera, Aphididae.